Messenger RNA from Staurois parvus, 319 nucleotides. Lineage: Eukaryota; Metazoa; Chordata; Amphibia; Anura; Ranidae. The record is from the annotation of a GenBank genome assembly.
UGCCACCUGUCAGUGCCCAUCAGUGCCAGCUGCCAGUGCUGAACAAUGCCACGUGCCAGUGCCACAUCAAUGCCACAUAUCAGUGCCUACCAGUGCAGAUCAAUGCCACAUAUCAGUGCCCAUCUGAGCUGCCUUUCAGUGUCACCCAUCAGUGCCAGUCAGUGCCACCUAUCAAUGCCAAUCAUCAGUGCCGCCUAUCAGUGCCAGUCAGUGCCGCAUAUCAGUGUGCAUCAGUGCCGCCUAGCAGUGCCCGUCAUCAGUGCCACCUAACAGUGCCAGUCAGUGCUGCCUAUCAGUGCCAGUCAGUGCCGCCUAUCAG